This is a messenger RNA of Vigna radiata var. radiata (mung bean), 1767 nucleotides long. RefSeq lists its product as uncharacterized. The transcript has a single exon. Bases 302 to 1579 code for a protein of 425 amino acids. The record is from RefSeq and is a predicted model, not a curated record. NCBI's taxonomy places the organism in Eukaryota, Viridiplantae, Streptophyta, Magnoliopsida, Fabales, Fabaceae.
AGGGUGAGGUUUGCACCCACUUAUAUACACUUAAAUGGCCUCAUCUCUAGUCGAUGUGGGACUUCCACACCCAAGAAAACUGCUACUCCUUGCAUGGCUUCCCUUCAAAAAUAGCUAAUAUCUCUAAGGUUGACACUCCCACUUCCAACUCCAAGUUCACUGAGGAAGAGUAUCAAAAGUAUCUGCAAUUAAAGUCGGCCCUAAUGGUGACAUUGAUAGGCUCAAAGCUCGGCUGGUUGCAAAAGGGUACACUCAGGUUUAUGGUCUUGAUUAUUGUGAUACCUUUUCUCCCGUGGCCAAGAUGACUACCAUUCGCUUGUUCUUCGCCAUGGCAGCCAUUCGUCAUUGGCCACUUCAUCAGUUGGAUAUCAAAAAUGCCUUUCUCCAUGGUGAUCUUGAGGAAGACGUUUAUAUGGAGCAACCUCCUGGGUUUGUUGCUCAGGGGGAGUCUGGUAUGGUUUGUAAAUUGAACCGAUCUCUAUAUGGGCUCAAGCAAUCUCCACGUGCUUGGUUUGGAAAGUUCAGCUCCAUUGUUCAAAAAUUUGGGUUAAAACGCAGUGAAGCAGAUCAUUCAGUCUUUUAUUAUCAUUCAUCCCUCGGGAAAUGUGUUUACUUGAUAGUAUAUGUUGAUGAUAUAGUUAUUACAGGAAAUGAUACUGCUGGAAUAUCUCAAUUGAAGGAGUACUUGUGUAGACAUUUCCAAACCAAGGAUCUUGGGAGCCUCAGAUACUUCCUAGGUAUUGAAGUAGCUCAAUCAAAAGAUGGAGUCGUAAUCUCCCAAAGGAAGUAUGCUCUGGAUAUUUUACAAGAAACAAGCAUGAUUGAUUGUAGACCGAUUGAUAGUCCUAUGGAUCCAAAUCAAAAAUUAACAGCAGAAGAAAGUGAGUUAUUCUCUGACCCGGAGAGAUAUAGGAGACUAGUGGGAAAACUAAUCUAUCUCACUAUUACAAGGCCGGAUCUAUCUUUUGCAGUUGGAGUGGUUAGUCAAUUCAUGCAAGCUCCGUGUGUUGGUCAUUGGAAUGCUAUCAUUCGCAUUCUAAGGUAUGUGAAAAAGGCUCCCGGGCAAGGGCUGUUAUAUGAAGACAAAGGAAACCUUCAGGUAUCAGGAUAUUGUGAUGCUGAUUGGGCAGGUUCUCCUAUUGAUAGACGGUCUACUACAGGAUAUUGUGUUUUCCUUGGAGGAAACAUUAUCUCAUGGAAAAGUAAGAAACAAAAUGUAGUGGCUCGAUCAACAGCUGAAGCUGAAUAUAGGGCAAUGGCUUCAUUAACAUGUGAGCUUAUAUGGGUGAGGCAGUUCCUUCAAGAGCUUAACUUCUGUGACAUCCAAAGUAUGAAAAUGUAUUGUGAUAACCAAGCUGCUCUUCACAUUGCAUCAAAUUCAGUGUUUCACGAGAGAAUCAAACAUAUAGAAAUUGAUUGUCAUUUUAUUCGGGAAAAAUUAUUGUCAAAAGAAAUAUGUACUGAGUUUGUUGGAUCAAAUGACCAACUCGCACAUGUAUUGACUAAGUCAUUGAGGGGACCUCGAAUUGAGUUUAUUUGUUCCAAGCUUGGAACAUACAAUCUGUAUGCUCCAGCUUGAGGGGGAGUGUUAGAAUCAUUACAUAUAGCUAUCAUCAUUAGACUAGUCUGCAGAGUUAUUAAUUAGCUGUACCUAGUUCUGUACCUAGUAGCUUAGUGCAGACUCUUGGUAUUACAUGUAAUCUUGUGUUUUUCAUUAUAAAUAGAAGAUAAUGAGAGGGAUCUUCGAAGCCCUCUAAAAUAUUUCUU